AUGAGUACCCCACCCACUGCUGCUUCUGCAACUCAACCGACAUCCUCGAAUAGACCUCCCGUAACUCUGGGGCAAGCCACACACCUCGACCCAGGAGCCUACGUCCGCAGCACUCAUGCCAUCACGCUCGGAGACCACAUUCUCGUCCACCCACGAGCCCAACUCGUUGCAAUCCACGGACCUCUCUCCAUCAGUGACAAAUGCAUCAUUUCCGAGAAAUGCGUCAUUGGUGGCCCCGCACCAAAUCCAAGUACCGCUGCAGAUCCUGGUGCGAAACUUUCAGCCCAAGGCGGCGGUGACGAUGAAGGAGAUGAGGCCAAUGAUGAACGUGACCCCGUGAAGACCACGAUCCACGCAAACGUUUACAUCCAUCCCAGCUCGCACAUUAAUGCCGGCGCCACGAUCAAAAACGCAGUGGUCAUCGAGUCGCACGUGACAGUGCUCCCCGGUGUUACAAUCGGCGCACACGCGAAGAUCUGUGCCGGUGUGACUGUCGACAGGGACGUGGAGGACUGGACCGUGCAAUACGGGAAUGGAGAGAUGAAGCGAAAGCGACGGAAAAUGGCCACCAUCGCCAACGAGGAAGACCGGGAUGCCGAUGCAGAGCUCGUUGAGACGAUGAGGCUUAAAGCGAUGGACAAAGAGCGAGAGGGGACGGUUGCUAUUUUCAAGAUGGCGGCUAGAAUGGCCAGUAUGGCGAAGAAGAAGUGA
This is a messenger RNA of Rhinocladiella mackenziei CBS 650.93, 711 nucleotides long. RefSeq lists its product as uncharacterized. Lineage: Eukaryota; Fungi; Ascomycota; Eurotiomycetes; Chaetothyriales; Herpotrichiellaceae. The transcript has 2 exons. The record is from RefSeq and is a predicted model, not a curated record. The coding region runs from base 1 to 711 and encodes 236 amino acids.